Molecule: messenger RNA, 6894 nt
Organism: Colletotrichum destructivum
Lineage: Eukaryota; Fungi; Ascomycota; Sordariomycetes; Glomerellales; Glomerellaceae
Product: Putative P-loop containing nucleoside triphosphate hydrolase
Exons: 2
Coding region: 1-6894 (2297 amino acids)
Molecular function (GO): protein binding
Source: RefSeq, a predicted model, not a curated record
AUGGAGACGAGGAGCUUAGCCGACAGCCUCGACGGCCUUCGAGCCACCGCCGACGCCGCGUUUCGACUAGCAUUUAUGUUCAGCAAGGUCGAAAGCAAGCUGCAGGCUGAGAUCCGAAGAGUCGCCAGUGAGAUCCAGGGUAUUGCUGGCGCGCUGCACCAACUCUCCCUCCUAGCAUCGAUCCUCGGAGACGAAUCGGGUUGCAACCGCACGUCUGAAGCAGUCCCAUCACAGCUUGCAUCAUGCCAUCGGAUACUCGAAAACCUCGAAAGACGACUAUUGAUACGGAAGAACGAUGCUCGCUCCAAGAACGCAGCCUCAAAAUGGCCUUUCACAACGGCCUGGACAAGAGACCUGCUUAGAGAGCUGAGCGAACACAGAGAUGUCAUCAACCGGGGGCUGUCUGUAGAGUCGAUGACGGAUCUCACAAAAGUAUUUUACAACGAGAAGUAUGUCAUGGUCAUCGACCAGGACGGUGCCAUCUCCAAGCACACCCAGGUGUCAGCCCUCGUGGCGGCUCAACCGGAUGCCCUCGACGUUCUUGGGUUCUUCCUCAAGUUUGACCAACGGGCCCUCCUCAACAAUAUUUUGCAAGCGUCACACGCCUUGCACAGCUUUGGGUUCUUCAAAGACCCCGAUUUCGAGGACUGGCUUGACGGGAAGCGGUCCAAGUUAUGGAUCACGGCGCCUGCGGGAGCAGGGAAGACUGCGUUCGCUAGCGCGAUGGUACGCGAAUCGAUCCUGCGACGGCGCAACUACCCUGUGGUAGUUUACGUCUUUUGCAGCUUUGAAGACACGCAAACUUGUAAUCCGGUCAAUGUUCUGAGCACCAUCGCUGCCCAGGUCGGGCGGCAAAACGAGGCAGCUUUCAACCUACUGAGGACCUACCACCAGGAACUACAUCAGGACAAGAGAAACGUUCAGAGGCCCACAAGUGGGCACCUGAAAUCCCUUUUGUGGGAGAUAUCCAAGUGCUUUGGGCAUGUCAUGAUCAUAGUUGAUGGCGUGGAUGAAUGUGGUAGCGAUAGCGCCAACGUUGUAGAGUCACUGGCUGCGCUUGCCAACCAAGACGGCGGUGCCCUGGGUCUGGCGAUCGUCUCAAGAGAAAGCGAGAGCAUUCGAAAUGUGUUACAAGAUGGCUUUCGAAAAGUGAGCAUCGUCCAUUCCGAAGACGAGUUACAACUGUUCACCGCGACGGAGUUGGAAAAACGGGUCGCCCGCAGCCAUAUCAAGUUCGACUAUCCAGAAAUGAAGGACGAGGCCAUCCAGAAACUCUGCUUCGGCCCAGAUACCACCUUCUGGCAGAUACGCUGUCACAUAGACUACAUGUGCACACUAAAGUCUUGCGACGCCAUGCUGGAGUUUUUGCAAACAGUCCCUUGUAGCCUCGAAGCUACCUACACAGCCAUUUUGAAAGGCUUCAGCAAGAGGAAUCCGGCAUCCCAAAGCUUGAUUCAGGCAACUCUACUGUUGGUUGCAUUUUCGAACCCGCCACUUACUACCCAAGAAUUGUGUCAAGCGUUGUCGACAAUAGACAUAGGCACUAGUGAUCCUCGAGACGCCGCUGUACGAACGUAUCCGGAAGUCGAUGAGACAGAGGUCCUCAACCAAUGUGGUGUUUUUCUUCAGAAGUCAGCACUGGAGGAACGCAUCGAGUUCUCCCACUACACCGUACGGGAGUUUCUCAGAAGCAUCGACCCAUCCGAUUCCGAUCUCUCCAGGUUUUCCCUCAACGAGAUUAGAGUCAACCGGAUGCUCACCUCGUGUGCUCUACGAUUUGUAUGCCUGGAGGACUUCUCACGAUUUCCGGGGUUGUCUCUUUCCGAAGAAACUUUUAUUCAGAAUCGACAUACACGUUUCCCUUUCUACAGGUUUGCGGCUUUGACUUGGCACAAGCUAGCGGAAAAUUUACAGGAUGACGCGGAACUGUUGUCAGAGGCCAUGGUUCUUUUCGACCCGACACAGACUCCGAACUUCAAGUCAUGGUGCCUAGAAGUAUGCCGCCACUACCUACUCCACGGCUCUUGGAGUGCAUGGAGAGACGAGCGCGACGCGUCGGCUCGGAUAGACGCAGAGGACAACGCCGGCUCCGUCUGUUCGGAAACCACGCAGAUCUUCAACAUAUCAACCGACUCAGCAUUCAACACCUCCGAAGGGGAGUCCUCAAAAAGCGAACCGGAGAUGAUUGCAGGAAAUCGAAGCAUAUGGAGGUGGAGGAAACACGCCCCCAGACGGGACUGGCACCGGGGUCAUACGAGACGUCUCGCCCGGAUCAUUCGACGAGGAGACUUUACCCCCUUGCACAUGGCCGCUCUGCUCGGGAUCAAGGUCGUCUGCCAAGAACUCAUAAACCGCGGAGAGAACGUCAACCGACCAAGCAGAAUAGGCACGCCUCUGCACUGCGCCCUCGGCGGACCGUUCCUCAUCGCGUGCCACGACAUGUCGAAGCAGAGACGGCCGGACGGUUGGUUGGAGCGGCCGUCCCGGGAAACUGUGGAACUCCUCAUCAGGUCGGGGGCAGACUGCACGAGGUCCCUACCGAGCCAGAUGUACUCCUGGGAAACAACCGGGGCCCUGUCAUUGAAAGCCGCGGAGUGGGCGGGCGACUGCGAGCUUUUCCGCCUCGUGGUACGAGGGGGAGCCCAGCUCCACGACAGCGACACGCUCGUCUUCCGCACUCUCUGCCGCCGGUGGUCCAAGCAUAAAGACCAGGGCGCAUUGUCGAUGAUUGUGUCCAUCUUGGACCUGCUCAGCAACAUGGUCGCCAAGGGCGAAGGAGAGUCCGCCGCGUAUCUGAAGGCGUUCCAAAAUUCCGUCUCAGAAACAACAGACAUCGACGCCGACUUGGCCUGCUCCGGGGGUAUCUCGGACGAGAUGAUGAUCAGUGAGAUGUGGAAAGCCAUCGAAGAAGAUAACCUGAACGUGCUGGAAGAGAAAAUAAGCAACCCUCGAUGCGCUGGGAUCCUCCAUGGCGACGCACUCACCGGCCUGCUCGAAUCCGCGGUUGCGUUUUCGUCGAUUACUUGCCUGGACUACCUGCUCACACGAUAUGCGGAAAAUGAAGGGCUUGACGACCGCAAAGCAACCAUGGUACUGAACUGCAUCUCACACAAGUCGGAAGACGUCCUCGUGUGUCUGCUCAAGCACGGCUCCAGAACGACCCAAGCCGGCCAUGAAGGCAACACAGUCUGGCACCUCGCCGCUCGAAUUCCCGGUGUCCAUGAGCUGCUGAAGUGUCUCCUCGCCCGUGUAGACCCCGAAGAAUGUGCGGCAGCCCUUCGCGCCGUCAACAAAGCUGGCCAGACCCCCCUUGGUGGAGCCCUGCUUUGCCAAUGUCACCAACAGGCGUCAACCAUCAUCCGUCAGUUCUCGGACGACACAAGCAUCCUGCAGAGCAUCAAACCCCCAUUGAGCCGUAUCAUAGCCAAUAUCAAUCAGGUUGACGUGCUCAAGGAGUUGCACGCGAACAACAUGGUACAAAUACCGACGAUAGAGUCGCCGCUGAACCACCUGGAGCGGCACGCAACCAUAGAAGUCGUUCGCGAGCUUUUGAGUACAUACGCCUACAAGCCGUCAGAGUCAGGCAGAACACCACUCGAGAAUUACAUGAUGGUAACCAAGCUGCGUGACUACAAGAAAGAUGUCCUCGUUGCUCUGCUCCAUGCAGAUCUGGCACAGACAAGUGAACAGACAACUCGCAACAUAUGGGAGUACGCCUGCAGGAUCCUACGCGAGACAUUGAAGCAGUCUACGGGAACGAGCCACGUAGAAUCUGUGACAUUUCUCAGAACCCUGAUAGAACAUGGAUGUCUGGAGUCCUACGAGGAAAAGACGGGGUUGUCCGGGCUGAAGGAGAUCGGCCUGCUGUUCGGGACGGAGAAGCUGCCCUCCAACCACGACAACGUCUCCGCAACCGAGGACAUCUUCAUCUUGGUGUUCGACUCCACGACCCAGCCGACUUUCUUCCAGAGCAGCAACCUGGACGUCAUCGUCCUGAAAUGGGCCAUGUACUACGACUCCAUGUUUCUCUUCGACCGACUCCUCCAGGCCGGGGUCGACGUCCGCAAGAGGGGAACGCACGAGAGCAACGCGCUGGAGUUCCUGUGUUCCAACGGCAGCGGGCCGAACGGCUUCAGGAUGCUCGUCAAGCUCAUUGAGAGAGUCGACAAGGCGGACCUCGACCAGUUGACGCCCUCUGGAGAGGGCCUGGGGUUGCUGCAUCGACUCGGGCUGGUCGACGGCCACACCAGCAAAUCCUUCGGCUGCCCGUCCUUCCGCUCCCUGGCGCCGACGGCGAACGUGCCAUACCCACCGCCCAAGGGCUUCUCUGUGCUCGGAACCGUAGGCUUCGCGCAGGCAAGACGGCCGCUGGAGAACGCAAAAUUCAGCCUGGUUCAGCGGCUGCUGGAGGAGCAGGUCGACUGCCACGUUCCCAGCCGAUCAAAGCGCGCCUCGCCCCUCGGCAUGCACAUCAGCGCCGGCUACAUCGACACAGCCAGGCUAAUCCUCCGUCAUGGGGGCCACACAAGCCUUUGUGCAGCGGACGUGUAUGGGUGGACGCCUGUCGCGUGGGCGUGUGCCCACGGAUACACAGAGUUGCUGGGAGACAUGGCCGAGGCCGGCUGCCCGGAGCCGAUCUGGGACUUCAAGGCGCAGGUAUCGCUGACAAUCUGGGGGACGCCGGUCCAGCUGUUCAAGGACUUCAGCGCUCUGCACCUCGCCGCGAUGGCUUCGCCGGAGACGGUCACGUUCUUGCUGGACGGCGGCUUUGCCACCGACCUCGACGUUGCUGCCGCGGACCUGUCGACCCCGUUGCACCUCGCGACCUAUUUUGGCCUGAGCGACACGCUCCGACUGCUGGUGUCUCGAGGGUCCGACAUCAAUGCCCAGACUGCCGUGGGGAUUACUCCUCUGCACAUAUCCGUGAUGCACCAAAAUGAGCCGAUAGCCGCGCUUCUCCUCGAGCUCGGAGCGUGUCACCUGAAGACGAAGAAAGGGGAGACGCCGCUGGAUAUUGCAAUGAAUAAGAACAACAAGAGUCUCAUGGAUCUCAUCAGCAAGAGCCUUAGGAGAGUUCCGGCGGACCAACUGACGACGACGACGACGACGACGACGACGACUGGUGAUACGGACCGAGUCCAGAGACACCUUAUGGCCGCGAUGGCGAAGGCGAUGGAGGACGCCAUCGAGCAGCGGAACCACGCGGCAUGCGAGAGGCUCCUCAAAGACGGGUGCCCGCCCGACAUCAAGAUGCGGUCCUGCCACACCUGUACGGCUCUCGUGUUCGCGCUCUCACGCAAGGCGAUCUCGACGGCCAUCAUCGACACCCUCAUCGCCAAGGGCGCGAGCUUCCGGGGCGCGUCGUGUGCCCGGGAGGGUAUCCGGGUUUCCUCUGGCCGCGGCGUCCGGUUCUUCGAAGACGAGAGCAGCGAGGCGAGCUCCUACGAGAGCUGUUCGGCAUCCUCAGACAGCGAGGAGGAAGAACAGGCGACGCAGCGCUGGCCGAUUCAGGGCUCGACGUGUCUCGACUUUCUCAUGUGGGAGAAAGACUUCUCGGAGAAGGUAUCGGAGUGGCUUGGCCUGAUCUCGGACAAGGACAUGAUCUGGCUGCUAGACAACUCGUCUGCCGUCCAGGUCGCCAUCGACGCCAACUCCCCCGAGACUCUGGAGGCCUUGUUUUCGCGUGUGUCGGAGCUCGGGACCGUAGAUGGACGCAACCUCAUCCAAGAGCUAGUGAACGAAUCCCCAACCCGCCGGACAGAAUACCGCGAGAACUCGCCGUUGCACGACGCGGCGGAAGAGAAGAGGGCCAAGAUAGCCAGACUGCUCCUCAAGCACGGCGCCGACGUCGACAGCCAGAACCAGUCCCAGGAAACCCCUCUACACACCGCGGUCAAGGCGGAAAGCCGGGCGAUGAUCGCCCUCCUCCUCGACCACGGAGCCUCCCUGCAUAUCCGCGAGAAGCGCGGCCACACGCCGCUCGAGCUGGCCAUCAGCGACGCCGGCACGGAGACGGUCCAGCUCCUCCUCGACAGGGGCGCCCGCGUCGAGCGCAACCUCGCGUCGGACUCCAACUUCAUGUGCGAGUCGACGCGGAUGGCCGUGUCGAUGCUCAAGGCCGGCGUCCGGCUGGACCAGGUCGGCAGCUUCGGGAUCCCGAUCUGGACGCCCGCGCUGUUCAAUGUCGAGCUGGCGACGUACGUCCUCAACUCGGACUGCGGCGGGGACCUGAUGGUCGGCGCGACGGGGCGGGUCAUGUGGAAGCUCGUGUGGUACGUCCACGUCAUCGACGACGUGAGCCCGAUGCACAGGUCGUUGCGGCUGCUGUACCGCCGGCUUGGCGCCGGGGCGAUGCGGCAGAUCGCCGAGCUGAAGGGGGAUGGGCGGGACAAGCCGUUCAGUCUUUUGUGCUUUUGUGCUUACUACGGGCUCGCUGAGGAGGUCAAGGUGCUGGUGCGUGUGGGCUGUGAUGUCGAGUUCGAGGGCUCCGCGGUUGGGACUGCACUCAUGGCUGCGGCGCAUGAGGGACGGAUGGGCAUCGUCAAGCUGCUCGUCCUCGCAGGGGCCAGGGUGCAGUAUGAGAGGGAUGGUGUCUGGCAGAGUGCCGUUGCGGCUGCUGUUAACUUCCCCGAAGUACUGAGCUGGCUACUUGUUGGGAGGUACUCGGAACAGGCAAGGAUUGAGGAGCCUUCAUCUUGCUGGGACAAAGAUCUCCAGGAUGGAGUCUGUCUUUGGAGUGGAUACUGGAAAGGCGUAUUUCCACUAGAAGGCAAGUAUGCGAAAUGUUGGGGAGACUCCAUGCUGCUGUGGCUCUCGCGGCUGGAGAAAGCAAGAAGAAAUUGUAGCGGCAAGGUGGUGAUAUCCCAUCUGAUAAAUAUAGGUGGCCAAUGUUGA